GGCUUUACUGGAGGAUAUGGCACAUGGAUCUCGUUCAGUCCGCAGUCCUGUACAGCGUCAUGACUCUUAUCAGUACCUAUCUUGUAGCUUUUGCCUAUAAGAAUGUCAAGUUUGUUCUCAAACACAAAGUAGCACAGAAGAGAGAAGAUGCCGUUUCCAAAGAAGUGACUCGCAAGCUGUCUGAGGCAGACAACAGGAAGAUGUCUCGUAAGGAGAAGGAUGAAAGAAUUCUGUGGAAGAAAAAUGAAGUUGCAGACUAUGAAGCGACAACUUUUUCCAUCUUCUACAACAAUACUCUCUUUCUGGUCUUGGUCAUCAUUGCUUCUUUUUUUGUGCUGAAGAACUUCAACCCCACUGUGUACUACAUUCUUUCUAUAAGUGCUUCAUCUGGACUGAUUGCUCUGCUGUCUACAGGAUCCAAGUAG
Merops nubicus (carmine bee-eater) is the source of this 425-nucleotide messenger RNA. RefSeq names its product signal sequence receptor, gamma (translocon-associated protein gamma) (gene SSR3). The transcript is spliced from 4 exons. The annotation marks the transcript as partial. Gene Ontology annotation, biological process: SRP-dependent cotranslational protein targeting to membrane. Gene Ontology annotation, cellular component: endoplasmic reticulum; membrane. Lineage: Eukaryota; Metazoa; Chordata; Aves; Coraciiformes; Meropidae. The record is from RefSeq and is a predicted model, not a curated record.